Hydra vulgaris (swiftwater hydra) is the source of this 2618-nucleotide messenger RNA. RefSeq names its product dynein regulatory complex protein 11. The record is from RefSeq and is a predicted model, not a curated record. NCBI's taxonomy places the organism in Eukaryota, Metazoa, Cnidaria, Hydrozoa, Anthoathecata, Hydridae. Gene Ontology annotation, molecular function: protein binding; ATP binding; ATP hydrolysis activity.
CAAUAGAAAAAUAAAUAAAACAAAAAAAUAAUAAGAAAAAAUAAGAAGAGAAGAAUGUCUAAUAUAGGAUAUGAUCGUCAGUGGCAUGAUGCUCAAGCAUCUAUCAAGGAUAUUUUAGAUGUCGAUUUAGAGCAGGAAAAACCAGAAAAGGAUCGUCUUGUUGCCUUCCAGAAUUUGGCUGUCAUUUAUGUUAAAUAUAUCACAAUUUUUCGAAAACUUGAAGAGUGUUAUGACCAGAUUGUUCACCCACAAAAGUUGUUGGUUAUUCGAAAAGUUCUUGAUGGUGUUAUGGGGAGGAUUCUUGAGCUAAAAAACAAUAUGGUGUCAUUGGAGCUAUCAGAAUAUCACUACUUUGAUGAUGUCAUCUCAGAUUUAAAAAUAACUCCGAAAGAAAUUGAUAUUGUUAUUCCGAAAUAUUUUCUGGAAGAAAGCAAACAUCCUAUCAAAGAAAAGUUUGGCCUUCAAGCUAAAUCUAAAAUUGAUGAAGAAAAUGAGUCAAACACAGAAGUGAAAGUUGAAGAAGUCAAACUUGUUCAGCCACCUGAGCAAAAAGCAAUGGAAGAUGUUUACGAAGAAUUGGUGGAUGAUGUAUUACUUCUAGAAGAUGAAGAUAAGCUGGUGCCUAUUAGAAGUCCUCCUAAUAUCAGUCCUAGUAAUGCAGCUGUAAAAAUACAAAAGACAUGGAAAGGUUUUAUGGCUCGAAACAUUGUGAAAAAAUUAAGAGAAGAAGAGCUUGUUUUUAUUGGAAUGAAACCUGAAAGUGAGGAUAAAUCUGAAAAUGCUGAUAGAUUAAUUAAACUUUGCGAAUAUAGACGUAGUGUAAAGAAAGAAAAUAUAUUAGAAUAUGAACAGGCUCUUGUUGAAACCAAGGAGAAGAUAAGAGAUCUUGAAGGAGUUGAUAUCAAAGAGAGGUUACAGGAUCAAAUAAGACAGUGGUUCAUUGAAAGUAGAGAUGCUACAGGUAAAUUCCCAGAGUAUCCAUCAGAAUCUGAAGGUGGAUCAAAUGCAAUAUUUCAAGUUAAAGAUUUGGUUGACGAAGUAAAACCCAAAGAAAAAGACAAAAAAAAAGAGAAGAAAAAAAAAGGUGAAGUUAAAAAAGAAAAAAAAGAUAAAAAAGUAAAUGAACAACCUGAAGAAGUUUUGUUUGAACCUUCCAAGUUUGCUACGAUUCUCAAAGCAGAGGAAAAAGAAUACAAAGAUAUGUGGGAACAAAGAGAUGAGACCUUAAACUUUCAGCAAAAACAUGAUGUAGAAAUUAUUAAAGAACAAAAGCGUGUUGAAGUUGAAAAUGAGAUCAGGUUACAAAUUGAUGAAUUGAUGCGAGAAGAACUUAUGAACUUAAAACUUGUUGUAGAUCAACAGGCUAAAAAGGGAAAAAAAGGAAAGCAUGAAAAGAAAAAGAAAGGUGCCAAGAAAAGUAAAAAAAAGAAAGGAGAAAAAGAUUUGACCCCAGAUCGUACACUUGAAUCUCUUUGUGAAGAACUAGUACAAGCUGGAAUAUUAAAAAGUUAUCCACUUACAAAUCUGAAAGAUUUUAUUGGUGAUUAUAGCUACUUAGGAACUACUUUUCAACAAAUGAAUAUUGAAAAUAUGCCAUCACUUUCUGAUGUGAGAAGAGUUAUUACAGAGUUUUGCAUACUGCCACUUGGUUCACAAGUAGUUCAUGAAAAUGCACCUUUAAUAAAGUCAGUAUUGAUAACUGGGCCACGAGGUUGUGGCAAAAAAAUGCUUUUGCAUGCAAUAUGUACUGAGACUGGAGCGCUUUUUUUUGAUCUCACUGCAGCCAACAUCUAUGGAAAGUAUCCUGGUAAAUCUGGGUUAAAAAUGAUGCUUCAUAUAAUUUUUAAAGUUGCUUGUCUACUUCCACCUGCAGUUGUAUAUAUUGGUAAUUGUGAAAAGAUGUUCCAGAAAAAAAUUCCAAAAACUGAUCAAACUGAUCCAAAGCGAUUAAAAAAAUUACUUCCAAAGUUUGUUAAAGGAUUAAAAUCUGUAAAUAGAGUGCUUUUGAUUGGCACUACUCGUGAGCCUUAUAAUGCUGAAGUAAAACCUCUUUGUUCAUUGUACCAAAAAAUUUUAUUUAUACCACACCCUGACUAUUCUUCUAGAUUUCUUUUAUGGCCUCACUUAAUUAUAAUGUAUGGUGGAAAGGUGUCUGAUGCUUUAGAUCUCAGUUCAUUGUCAAAAAUAACAGACGGAUACACACCAGGAGACAUGACUAUAGUAGUUAAAUCAGUACUCACCAAAAAGCGUAUUGAACAGCUUAACAAGAACCCAUUACUGGCUUCAGAGUUUGUUCCAUCACUUGCAAAAAUUGUACCAGUAAUCAAGGAGUUGGAGACCUUCAAAAUAUGGUACGCAAAAACGCCUCUUGGAAAAAAACGUGCGAAACGAGGUAAAGAAAAUGAAGAUAAAAAACAAGCUAAAGGAAAAAUCGAUAAGAAAAAAAAAAAGAAAUAAUAGUACAUUAUUGAUAUCGAACUUUUGCUCGCCCUGAUUUUUCUGACAGGUAUUAUUGCAUAGCUAGCCCGCAUCAAGUUUCAAAUGUGUUUCAUGUAUAUAUAAAUUUAACUGGAUAGUUUAACAAAUUUCGGCAGGUUUUUAAUUUAUAUUAUGGAACG